Spea bombifrons (plains spadefoot toad) is the source of this 2303-nucleotide messenger RNA. RefSeq lists its product as uncharacterized. The transcript has 2 exons. The record is from RefSeq and is a predicted model, not a curated record. Lineage: Eukaryota; Metazoa; Chordata; Amphibia; Anura; Pelobatidae. Bases 447 to 2303 code for a protein of 618 amino acids.
UUUCCUCCAUUCUCUGUUUUUGUUGAAUUUGUGCAUUACCAAGCAAGGAUUAGAAAUGACCCUAGUUUUGAUUUUACGUUGUCAUGCGCCACUCCAACCCUCAAUCCACGCAAAUCAUCAGUGACAGUACACAAGACUAAUGUUUUUCCUCCAGAUUUUAUCCACAGGUCUGCAGACCAAUCAGAAGUGAAGGUACAGAAUCCUAGUAAGCAGUGUCCUAUACAUCAGAAGCCUCAUCCUCUCCAAAAAUGUAGAGCCUUCAGAGAGAAACCAGUGGAAGACCGCAAACGAUUCUUGAAAGAGAAUGGCAUCUGUUACAAGUGCUGUGCAUCCACAUCUCAUUUUACCAAGGAUUGCAAGGAGUCCCAGACAGCGCCUGCCUAACAACAGAGAACAAGCUCUAAAACGUUUCUCUUCUCAAGCACAAUCUGCAGAGAAAACAAGAAAUGAGAAAUCACUUCUUCACCUUCAUGGGAAAGGUAUUUGAAAAUGGCCAUGCAGAGGUAGCUCCCACACUCAAAGACUUUGAAGAAUGCUGGUACCUACCAAUGUUUGGAGUAUACCACCCAAAGAAACCAGGCCAGAUUAGGGUGGUGUUCGACUCUAGUGCCAAGUUUCAGAGUGUCUCUUUAAAUGAUGUUCUCUUGACAGGUCCAGACCUGAACAACAAACUUCUGGGAGUGCUCAUGCGCUUCCGCAAAGAUUCUGUUGCUUUCAUCGCUGACAUUCAACAAAUGUUUCACUGUUUCCUCGUUAAAGAGAAAGACAGGAAUUUCUUAAGAUUUCUCUGGUACAGAGACAAUGAUCCUUCUAAAGAUGUUAUAGAGUACCGUAUGAGAGUACACAUUUUUGGCAACAGUCCUUCUCCUGCAGUGGCAAUUUAUGGACUGAAAAGGUCUGCUCAAGAAGGUGAGGCAGAAUAUGGAUCAGAUGUCAGACAAUUUGUAGAAAGGGACUUCUAUGUUGAUGACUGCUUGAAAGCUAUGCCUUCAAAUGAGACUGCUAUUAAUCUCCUCAGGAGAGCUCAGGAAAUACUUGCUUGCUCUAACCUCAGGCUUCACAAAAUAGCCUCCAAUAGUCAAGAACUAAUGGAAGCCUUUCCAUCUCAGGAUCGCUGUAGUGAUUUGAGAGACUUGGAUUUAGGGACCAACUCUGUGCCAAUGCAACGUAGCCUUGGACUUCUCUGGAAUCUAAAAUCAGACACCUUCACCUUCCAAGCCAGCCAGGAGGAAAAGCCCUUCACGCGUCAAGGUGUUCUGUCCACUAUUAAUAGCUUGUACGAUCCCUUAGGGUUUGCAGCUCCUGUUACAAUUCAAGGUAAAGCCUUACUCAGAGACUUAACCAAUGAAACAUCUGACUGGGACGCACCUUUACCAGCUGAGCAAAGGAUUCUGUGGGAAGAGUGGAAAAACUCUCUGACAGCUUUAUCUAAGCUCAAUGUAGCUAGAUUCUAUGCACCUGUGCCCUCUACAGAAAUACAAAGCCAAAAACUUUACAUAUUCUCAGAUGCUUCUGUCAAAGCAAUUGCUGCUGUGGCCUAUAUUAAAACCAUGGACUCUAAAGGACAAUGUCAUAUUGGAUUUGUCAUGGGUAAAACAAAACUUGCACCAUACCCUGAGCACACUGUACCCAGACUAGAAUUAUGUGCUGCUGUACUAGCUGUUGAGGUAGCUGAAUUCAUUACAUCUGAAAUAGGCAUUGACCUCAAAGAUACUGAGUUCUACACAGACAGUAAAGUCUACAUCUACAUCUACAAUGAAACCAGACGAUUCUAUGUAUAUGUUAACAACAGAGUGCUUCGGAUUAGGAGAUCUGUCCAUCCAAACCAGUGGCACUAUGUACCUACAGAUCAGAACCCUGCUGAUCACGCUACUAGAGCCGUUGCUGCUGAUCAUUUAAAAAACACGACAUGGCUGUCAGGACCAAAAUUCUUGUACAACUUAAAGCAGACCACUACUGAAGCCUUUGAAUUAGUGGGUGCAGAAUCAGAUGUUGAAAUCCGCCCUCUAGGUGUCUACAAGGUGUCUACACUUCACACAACGACCUCAGAUAGCCGACUAGGAUCUCACAGAUUCCAGCAAUUUUCAACCUGGUCACUUGUUCGAGCUAUUACCUGUUUAACUCACAUAACUCGCUCAUUCAGAAGUAUGAGAACUUCUAGUUUGAAUGAAUGUAAAGGUUGGCCUCACUGUACAAAGGUCUAUGCAGUAUCAGAUCUGGAACAUUCAAGAAACAAGAAGCCUAUUCUAGAGAGAUUGCGUGCCUUACCAACAAAAGACCAAUACAUAAGGACAGUGUAUUGA